Molecule: messenger RNA, 15969 nt
Organism: Pomacea canaliculata
Lineage: Eukaryota; Metazoa; Mollusca; Gastropoda; Architaenioglossa; Ampullariidae
Product: B-box type zinc finger protein ncl-1-like
Exons: 2
Coding region: 475-2790 (771 amino acids)
Biological process (GO): negative regulation of translation
Molecular function (GO): protein binding; zinc ion binding; mRNA 3'-UTR binding
Source: RefSeq, a predicted model, not a curated record
UUGAUGUAAGGAGGCACUCCGAUAUUCAAAUGUGCUCAGAUUUAGUGUCGGUUGUCUUUGUUGCACCAUAUUUACUUUGUUUUCAAGGCAUCCAGACAGUGCGCUCGGAACAUCGCACAGUCACUGAUCCGAUUGGCUGGUACGAAGGUCAUGUCUGUUUCAGUCGGGCCGUCUGCUUUUGUCAGUUGCCUUUAUCAGGCCGUGUAUUUUCACGACUCUCUCCUAGUUGUCUCGAUCGUGAACGAAGUUGAUCCCUGAUUUGUUGUCAACGAUCGCACAAUAUCUGUCAAGCCUAGUCAUGUCUGCAUUUAUGAGAUGGUGUUCAUAGCCUAGAAUGGAAGUGGGUUUCGCUACGCACUAAAAAUAGGCACGAUACCAGACUGUCGGCAUGACUUAACAAAUACUUUGUCUCCGACAAUCAUUUUUUUCUGUCAAGAUCGGCCAGAACACCAAAAUAACAACAAAUUGAACACAAUGGCAUCACCAACACCCUCUCAAAGUGACACAGUCACUACUAUUUCGACAUCUUCAGAUAGCGAGAUGGAACCUAACACUAAUCCAAAUAUUCGCUGCUCAUUUUGUCAUGAGCCAUUCUCCAUGCCCAAGGUGCUGAGCUGUUUCCAUACCUUCUGCCAGCCUUGUCUUGAGAAAAUGGUGCAGGUAGAUGCUACCAUGAAAGCCACCAGUGUCCAGUGCCACACAUGCAAGUUUGAAACAUUUGUUGGUGAAGGUGGCCUUGAGUCUCUCAAGACGAAUUAUGCUGUGCUCAAUAUGAUUGAAUCAACUUGCUUUGAACCUGACACACUUCAUUGUCGCUCUUGCAAAAGCGGUCCAGCAUCUGUGGCUUUAAGCCGAUGCAUGGAUUGUGCCACCUUUCUGUGCAACUCCUGCACCAUGGCACAUCAGUUCAUGCACUGCUUUAGUGGUCACAGAGUCCUUGACCUCUCAGAGCUCAAUGGCAAGGAAGAGAAUUUGGUAGAGAAAGAGGUGAUGUGCCCUGCUCACACCUCUGGCAUAAUGAAGUAUUACUGUCGCACUUGUCGUGUCCCAAUCUGUCAUGAGUGUUCAGCAACAGCUGAACAUAAAAAUCACAAUUUUGUCUUUCUGAGUGAGGUGGCAGAGUCCGAGAUGGGCCAGCUGAGGAUGAUGGAAGAAGAAACACGCCGCAAAGUGUUGGAGCUUUCUACAACAGCCAAAGCAAUGGCAAAUGCUUCUACUGUUUUGAAAGCAGCCUAUCACAAAGCACAGAUUGAGAUUGAACAAACAUACAGGUAUUUCUUAUCUAUACUUGAAGAGAAGAAGAAGGAUGCAUUGAGGCAUUUAGAUGAAACUUACAACUCAAAGCAAAUAGCUAUUUCUGACUCAACUUUACGAAUGCAUGAAAGCAUGGAAAAACUUGCCAAUGCAAGCAUUUUUAUUGACAUGCUUCUAAAGAAUGCAGCCCCUGGGGAAAACCUUGUUUUAAAAGGAUUCAUUGAGUCACGUCUCCAGAACAUCUUCAAUUUCUUACCUGACCUGCCAUCUCAGGCAUACCAGUUUGAAAUCGAAUUUGUCUCUAAUUACCAAGCUAUUGAAACGGCAGUGGGCAACACAUUUGGCUAUGUUCGACAAGUAAGCACUUUCAGUGAGGCGCCUAAACCGCAACCUAUUGCACGUCCUAACGGCUACAACAGAAUAUCACCAACAAUAGUGAACAAUAACAACAAUUUCACAUAUAAUGUUCCACCCAUCCACACCAGAGAGCAGGUCAUGAAUGUUUCCACACCUCCAUUUUAUCAGGCGACAGAUGACAACCAGUAUCAGAAGUGGUCAAAUGGGUUUGAUGUUCAGGCUGGUAGCCCCACUCCAGAUAUAUUUUCCACAACAGCAGAACCAUGCGUUGAAAUAAACAGCAAGGCCCUGUCGUCAAUCACUGGUGCUGUUGGAACUUCCACGAGUGCCUUCCCACUUAAAUGUCAAAUCAGGCGCCAGAAAAUGAUCUACAACCAACGUUUUGGAGAGUUUGGCAUGAGAGAGGGCCAGUUCACGGAGCCCAGUGGAGUCGCCUGCAAUGCCCAAGACGACAUUAUUGUUGCGGAUACCAACAACCACCGUAUACAAAUCUUCGAUAAGGAGGGUCGCUUCAAAUUUCAAUUUGGUGAAAGUGGCAAGCGUGAUGGGCAGAUGCUUUACCCCAACCGCGUGGCAGUGGUAAAAUCUUCAGGUGACAUCAUUGUGACCGAACGCAGCCCAACUCACCAGGUGCAAAUUUACAAUCAGUAUGGCCAGUUUGUGCGAAAGUUUGGUGCCAACAUUCUUCAGCAUCCUCGUGGUGUUGCUGUCGAUGAAAAGGGGCGCAUCAUCAUUGUAGAAUGUAAAGUCAUGCGCGUUGUCAUUUUUGACAUGGAAGGGAAUGUUCUGAACAAGUUUGGAUGCUCAAAGCAUCUGCAAUUUCCAAACAGUGUUGCAGUAAACAAGAAAGAGCAUAUCUUUAUUAGCGAUAAUCGUGCACACUGUGUCAAGGUCUUUGACUAUACUGGUUGUUACUUGAGGCAAAUUGGUGGUGAAGGCAUCACCAACUAUCCUAUUGGUGUGGGCAUCAAUGAAGAUGGGCAUGUGGUUGUGGCAGAUAAUCACAACAACUUCAACAUCACUGUUUUUGACCAGAAUGGGCGCAUCUUGAGCACUUUGGAGAGCAAAGUCAAACAUGCACAAUGCUUUGACAUUUCUCUCACAGGAGAUGGCUGGGUGGUGCUGGCCAGCAAAGAUUUCAAGCUUUACCUGUACAGGUACAAGCAACAACAGUCAUAGGGAAAUGGACUUAAUGUUAUGCAUAAGAUCAUUUAGCUUGUAUGCAGCAUCCAGUUUAAUUUUGUGCAUUUGGCCUCAUUGCUAUAAUGGAUGAGUUGCUGUAUGGGCAGUACAUUUUCACUUUGAGUCUUUGAGUGGCACAUUCUAGCAGGUCAUGUAUUUUCAGUCACAUAUCACAUGUUAAGAACACACACUUUGUCUCCUUGAUGAGUCAGAUCUUGUUCAAGAUCUUUUCGAAAAUACCAUUUUGGCAGACUGAGUGCAAAUUUGCUUGCUCUGCUUAUUUCAUUUUUUCCCACCAUUACCAACUUAUCACACCUUAAAAAAAUAAAAAGCAAGCUUUUUACAUCAUAGAAUCCUAUAGUGUUAGAGUUUGCAGUGUUGUACAAGAUGUUUUAUGACAUUCUUGUUAUUUUCAUCCACAUAUACUGCUCACAACUUCUUAAAGAGCAUCGACUGCCUUUAUCAGCAUGAUCUGAGCAUGUGUUAAAAGGGAAUGGUGUUUAUCCCCUUAUAAUCUUUGUGUGAUGGGUUUGGGAGACAUGCUUUUUUCCCCUUGGUAUAGGGUUUUCUAACCUUGUGAUGUUUUUGUCAUGUGAUUUUUUUUUGGUACUAGUUAUGUGAUGGAUUUUGUACUAAUUGCAUAAGAUUAGGGGGUGAAAUUGUGUGGCGCUCAGUGUGUUGUUGUCUGCUUUAAUUAUCAAAUGAAGAAAAAGGAUGUAAAGUCCUUUGGCAAAUAAUUGUACAGACAUAAUUGGCCAGUUUUACCAGCACCCCUUAAUUCUAUUAUUUGUGUUGUGAGUAGCAGAUAAAAUUUAUUAAAGGGUAAAAUACUGUGAAGGGAAAUGGAAUGGGAUAAAACUUAAGUGCAAGAUUUCUUACUCCAGUUUUUGUAUUACUGAUGGAGAUCGGUGUUCUUAGAAGUUUCGAUGGUCAAUGCUCACGUGCAGUUUAUUUACAAUGUUAAAUUUUUAUUUUUUUUAAUUUUUUUCCCCUAUUGCCUUUUCAUGAUGAAGCCAAAAAUGGAAUGGUGUCACUCCAGCUAUGUUACUGUUUUUUGUCUUAAUAUGGUAAGGUUAUUCAAUGAUCUAUUUUCUAUGAUUUCUACCUUACUCUUUUUUUAUGUGGCAUAUAUAGAAUGGUUAGAUAUUAAGUAAGUUGUACAGUUCUGUAGCACCAUUUUGAGAUUUUAAAUUUCUUAAGAUUAAUUUUUAUAGAAUUAAGAAUAUUUCAAGAAUAUCAAUUUAUAUAUCAAGGAAAAAAUGGUGUAGCCAAGGCAUGCAGAAGGUACUGUUACAUAGUAUCAGUGUAAAAGAGUGAAAGAAAAGGUCUGCUGACCUCUUGUUUACAAUAUUACGUGAACCACAGUCUUGAAGUAAAACAACAGUCAUUUUGAGUGCUAUCAUGUUUUUGAAUCUUUAUGACUUUUCACCCAGGUAUUAUAAAUGUUAUUGCUAAAUGUCUCACCAGUAUAUGUGCAUGUUAAGGACAGCACAACAUACUGUUUUUCAUUGUAAUUUAUGGUUGGGUUUGCUUUUUUUGUGAAUGUGCGCAUGCAUGCACUUUGGUUGCACUAUUUUUUAAAAAACAAUUGUCGGCAGUUCUUCAUUGUUGUUAGCUGAUGUUGAUGGUGGUGUUCAGCUUUUCUAAUUAAAUUUCAUGUCGCCUUAUCCCCGUCGUUAACCCAUUUCAUCUCUUGUUCACAUGUGUGCAUGCGCAUAUGUGUUUCCUUAACAUUUUCACCCUCCUUUUGUUUUUGAAGCUGUUGUUUGUGCUUCAUGGUUAAUUUCUUGAUAUUACUUACCUUUAAUUAAUGGCAGUGUGUUCAUGCCAUCAAACAGCUCAUGUAAGUGAACAAAAUUUGUGCAAUGUUUCCAGUUUAUUACUCUUGGUUAUAGUAGAUUGCUCUUUGUGAAAGCAAACAGGGUUAAUAAUGAAGCAUCUUAAGUAUAGCUGUAUGCAUUAUGAUCUGUAUUAUUAGAUCAUUUUAACCUCUUUCUUUCCCACCUAAAGCCUAUUAAAGGAAAAAUCUUUUUGAAAAAAUGUAAGUUUCAGCUGAAGUGCACCAUGACCAUCAAAAGUUUUGGUCUCAUGAAGCAAAGACAUUUUUGAUUGCUGAACUGAUACUGUAUUUCCAGCAAGCAAGAGAAAUCCUUCUUAAGCAUUACGAUGUAUUUAUUGAGACCAGUCUUUUUAUAUACUGGUAUAUUUCAUUGGUUAUAUGUGCAGUGACACAGAAGCAUGCUAGUUUUUGUCUCAGUAUGUUUUUGCUCUGCCCUCUAACAGAUUCUACUAUAUUUUGUGAAAUAACAUAUAAUCACACCAUUCCAAUUGUUACAUGGAUAAUUGGUGCAUGACAGUGACCUGUACUGUUUGAGCCAUUUCUGCACUGUACUUUGACAAAUAGCAGUCAAAAAGCCAUGAGGGGAUGUUUGUACGGGACUCUCAAAUGCAUAACACAAUCAGCCUGCCAUUUAUGUUAUUUGUUAUAUUUUGAAGUGUGAUACCUAACAGUAGUAUCAUUGUUGUGCUUGUGUUUUUUAGUUGUUGAUUUUUGUGAACACUUGGAUCGACCAUGUAUGUUCACUGUCUCUUCCCCAUUUCCCUUUGCCAGUAGCCAGUAGAUGCACAAAGCGGUGCUGAAACUUGCCUCAUUUGCAAACCUAAUUUGUCAAUGAAGUGAUCUGGAGAGGACCUUUUAGAGCUCCUCUGUUCCAAUAAAUGCCCAAAUGCAUCAUCAUAAUCUACUAGUCAUAAAUAGGAAUGAAUAGCUAAUUUUCUGUUUACAGACAGUGCAUGCCUUCUCAUCACAUUUUCUUUACAAUUUGAUGCCUCAAGGUGCACAGACUGUUACAUCCAUGUAAAGACUAAAAUCAGUUUUGGUCAGUAUUUGUAUCAACAGAAUUUAAUUCUUAUGCUUUUAUUGUACAAAGCUGUUGUGUGUUCUGUGCUCUGAUGUGUACAGUCCUGCAGCUGUGAAGCAACUGGUUCAGUACUAGCUCCCUUGGCCCAGUUUUUCGCCUUUCCUGCCAUUGUGAUAGUGUAGUGAAAUGUUGUGAGGUUGAAGCAUAUUAUUGCAUUAUUUAUGUUUGACUGUGUUUUCACACCAUUAAGUUAUGAGUGUUUGGGGAAUUGCAUAACCACAAGAGGCUUUUAGGUUGACUUUGUUGUUUCCUACUGAAUGUGAACUUUAUUUAUGCUUUGUUAUCCACUACAAAUAUCUAAAGCCUGAUUGUGGUCCUCGAUACAAUGAUAUUCAUCAGAUCCUUCUGAUGUCUUUUGACCCAUCACUUCUCAGAAAACCCAGGUACAGAAAAUAGAGAAAAAGAUUUUUCCUUAUUUUAAUUAACUCGGUGCCCUUUAUCAGAUGUGAGAAAAGAGGAUUUAAAAAAUUAGACUGCUACCACACAGCAAUUCUCUCAGCCAUGAAGAUUUGGGUCGUAUGCUUUGUGAUGGGUUAGGAAACAUCAAGCAAUUAUGCCUACCUCACUUUGUUGCAAUAGUUCUUUCCCAGAUAUGCCGGUCAUUAAAAAAGUAAUGAUAAUUAAGAAAUAAAAUAAAAAUUCAGCUUAUUUGUCUUAGGUUAAGUUACUUGGGCAGGAUUAGCCAUGUCAUUCUGGUCAUGCUUUUCAUUGACAUGCUUUUUCCAGGUCUAUUGGUGUUUUGUAAGAAUAAACAACAAUCGGGCCAACUGUAUUCUGUCGAUGUUACCUACUACAGCAUUCACCAGAAUCACAUAUUACCAUCAUAUGUGAGCGAUUUGUGUAAUUGGCACAUUUUGUUUUGUGCCAUCUCUUGUGAUUCCAUUGUUAAAUAGCUAGAUUUUAGGGUGGGGGUGAGGAAGUAACAGGAGUCCAAUAUUUUCAGCUUUAGGUGUAAAUUAUAUGGGCAUGCAAAAUGCAAGUACUGAUUUAUUGUAACAUAACAAGGGUUUAUCAAAAAUAGUAUAUUCAGCAGAUCAAGAAGAAAAUUAAUGGGAUCACUAAGGCAGCACAAGACCUGUUUAAUACUAAGUGUCAGUAUAAUCAUUUUGAGGAGAAACAUGAAAAGCAGAGAGCAUAAGUACUUUUGAUUCACUCAAAAACUUUUUUCAGGUUAAAUCUUUUUUUUUUUUGGAGGGGGGGGGGUAAGAGAGCAACUCUCUUUUUCUGAGUGUCUUACUAGUAAAGACCUUAAAUGACUAGUCAAGCGCAGAUUUUUUUCCUGUUGAUUGGGUAAAGUUCAGUACCCCAAAUCUGAGGGAAUACAGCAUAAGUGUGACAUGAACUGUCCCAAAUCUCCCAGUUGAUCAGCUGUUGGGAAUGGGUACUCCAUGCAGACUUGGGGGAGGAUAAAACAACGAGAGAGAUGGGCAGUAAUAGGCCCACAGAAAGUGCCAUCUUUAACACCUUAACUCCCAACAAUCUUUUAAAAAAAAAAUUAGGCCACUAUUACGUUAUCUGAUGCAACUUGUACUCAUGUAUCUCUAAUGGAAGGGGGUUAUUUACCCAAUCAUUAGAAGGAAAAAAAUUGCACCCCACUGGUGCUUUGAACUACAAAUCUCUGUUAUAAGACACGUCUACUGCACUAUGUCAUAGCUGGGUACACAUUAAAUGUUUUGUGUUAGUUUUUGUAUCAAGUGUUUAUUAAGUUUUGGCAAUAUGCCUGGAGCACAAAGAAUACCAAAAUUUCUUUUCCAUUUUGAGAUUAUGCAUUCUGCUAUUUCUAAAGUUUUCCCCUUCCCUUGUCUGGAGGAGUGUGAUACCUCUGUCACAGUUGCCUGGUAUAAUUUUCUAAUAUUCUUGAUUAUAAUGUCAGUAUUCUGUCAGUGUUGCAUGUAAAUUUGUCACACUGUGCUGUGUGUUCUGGUGUUUGCUUCAGAAAAGUUUACUGCUGAGAUGAUGUAUUUACAAAGCUUUGUUCCUUAAUGACUUAACAAAUGAUACAAAACUAGGGCAUUUUGAUUCACUAUAAAAUGCACUGGAGAUGGCAUUAUAAGAUAGGUGGGAUUCUUCUCACUGGUCAUGUUUUUGCAAAUUAAUAGCACAUAAAGUGAUGCUGAAUGAAAUAACAAGUUUUUUUUAGGACUUCAUUAUAAUUUCAGCAAAAUCUAAUACCAGAUUUGCGUAAGUUUGAGUAAAGGUUUUAUAGUUAUUCAUGGUCUUUGAGUUAUCAAACAGCUAAUCAGAUUUACCAUGGUUUUCAGUCCAAGUCAUGACAAAAUAACAGCUUUGCAAACACCCACUUCUGGGUGGUUCAUAGUUAACAAGAAAAGCCUCUACUUGCCCUUCAUUGGAAUCUGGCUGGCAGGAUCAAGGGUCUUGUAUUUUGUAUACUCUGAUGUUAUUUUUUUUUCCCUUCCCCCCCAUUGAACUGAUUCCUUAUCCCCCUUUUUUUCCCUUCUAUAAAGAAUAUGCUCAGUCAUUUUUUAAGUACUAUUAAAAAUGCAAAUCUAUUUUUCUAAGUUAUGUGAAGACAUUUGUCAAAACAAAAAAAUGGUUGUGUUUCAUGUCCCAUGACAGAAAUGUUUUUUGGUCUUCCUAACCUACACUUGCAUCUGUCUCUGUGUAACAGUUAGUUGUUCUUUGGCUGGUUAAAUGCAUUUCUUUAUAGGUCAGUUCAUAUUGGAGUGUGGUUGCUUUCAAUGAUAUGAUGAUACUUAUAAAAUGUUCAAAUUUUUUUAUAUUUUACAAAUAUUUUUGGAAACGAAAACAUAAUGUCCUAAUACCAUUUCAGUUGUUAAUGACAAUGAUUUUUCAGUCAUUUUGUAGUUACAAAGUUUUAAAACUCAGCAUUUACAAGGAAGGUGCUUGACUUGUUCCACGCGUUUCACUUGUAACGUUUCCAAUCAUUAUGCAAAGAUUGCUGUAUGCAGUUAUAAUCAGUGUUGUUGAAAUGUGGGUUUUCAUGAAUGGUUGUAAUGUUAGGCAUGUGUAUGCUUUGGGUUUGUGUUGAUGCACUUAUUCCAUAUGAAAGUAGAUUAUUGAAGGCCAUUGCUUUAAUCAUAACUGCCAAGUUUGCCUGAUAAGUUUAUUUUGACAUUGUUCCAAGUUAUGGCAUCUCAGUGUGUGGCUGUUGAGAUGAUUUCAACUAGUCGCUUGUAUGAUUAGAACUUGGUACAGAGGCUUUUGUGCAAUUUGUAAUUAACAGGAGAAAAUAUAGCUUCUGCAGCCAGCAUUGUUUGCAAAAUGCAUUUUUAACUUUACUACUGCUGGGAAAGAAAAAAAUCCUUGCUUAUAAUUAUGAUAUACACUUAAUCUGUCACUGUCAGAUUAAUGAUGCAAGCAAAUUUUUUGAAGAAUGUCAUGUUGCAGAAUCUGAAAGUAGUGAAAAAAAAGGUAUGGUUCUUAACCUUAGAGGAAGAAUCCACUUUUUAAGCGAUAAUCAGCCCAGCGAGGCAAUAAAAGACAAGCUGACACAGAAGGCAAAAGAACAGUCUAAAUGUUCAAUCUUUUACCAAAGAUACUUAUGCUAUCACUGUUGCUUAAACAAAAAGUUACAUUCCUUAGUGUUGAUAGGGUGAGCAUCAUCUGAGCCAGCUCCUGCAAUGUCAAAAUUGUUUUCUUUUGAGGUCUUAGUGCAGCUAAUUGGUCUUGUUUCUACAAAAUGAAAAUGGAUUUUAUUGGAUUAUAAAGUGGGGAAGGAGGAAAUCACCAAACUGAGCCACCCAGUCAAAAACUGUAUGUCAUAUAAUGUGUGGCUUUAUGAUGAAAACAAUUUUUGUUAGUAGGUUUCAUCUGUUCCUUUACUUUUGGUUCUCUUAAUUUCUGUCUUUAAAGCCUCUGUCACUCUCGCCACUCUUUGUUACCAUUUCACCAUAAAGUAGAUGUUGUUUUCAUGACAUAUCACAAAAUUUACACAUGAAUUAAAAUCAUCUCAUUUAUCCUACAGUGUGCAGAGUCGAAGUGUGCCAUUUUACCAGUGAAAGUGUUACAGUCAUAAUUAUAACAUUUUAUAAUUGGCAAUAAGCAGAUUGUUAAUUCCAUUGACCCACUGUGUCAUUUCACUCCUUUCCCUCUUUUCUUACAGUUUGUUAUGACUUAUGUAAUAUCGCUCAAUGAAAGUCCCCCACCCAUAUAUUACGUUGACUGUUACUGCUACAGAGUUGUUAGCAUAAUUGUUGAAGACAAACAUUUGUUAUACAGUUAAUAUCCACAUAAUCUAAAUUAUUCAAGCAGAUGAUAAAAUUACAUGCUUGCUCACCAAAGGAUAAAUGAGUCUGAAACAUAGACUGAAAUGAACCCAGACUGCAGGAGCUACUUAAUAGCCCCACUUUGACUGAAUUGUGUGACUAAAUGUCUUGUAAAUGCCUCAGAGAUGUUUAUACUGCUAAAUUUUUAAGCCCUUUAAAAUAAAAGCAAAAAAAUUCUAAAAAUAAAUAACUCCCACACUAUGCAUUGGUGUACUUUGAUCACAUACCAGCACAUUUUUUACUAUGUUUUUAAGUUGUUUUUUUUUAAAAAAGCCAUUGGACAACUUGUUUCCCCUUAAGGAAGGAUCCUAAGAGUGGGACCAAAUGUUGGUCAGCUUGGAAGGGGUAGAUGAAGUGCAGCCCAUAUCUUCUUAAACUGUUGCAAUUGCACAUAGCCAACCUUUUUAAAAAAAAAUGUACAAGAUCUUUUGCCAGUGGUUGUGGAAAAAAGUUUUAUACAAUUACAAUUGAUAUUAAAACAGUACUUAAUGUGCUAUGAAGUAAAGGAUUAUUUCACAAUGUCAGUGUGCAUAUCGAAUUGUUUUGAGUGCUAGUCUACGGUGUGGUUUUUUUGGUUUUUUUUUUAAUAUAAAGGUUUAUGCUUCCACACUGUUACUAGUCUCAACUGUUAUUUAAUCUGCGUAGGGCUUGAGAACUUAAAAAAAGUCAUUCAGAGUUAAUGAAAAUAAAGGGUCAAAAGUGAAAAAAGAAUGUGAAAUAUUAGUGACUUCAAAAGUUGUUUAUAUUCUUUUUUUUGCAGAGGCUUGUCUUUGACAGCACAAUUUCUGUCUGCUGUUGAUAUACUUUUUUAUUCUUUAAGGAAAUGUGUUGGUCGCAAGAAAUAGCAAUGCAGAGAUUCCAAUGUGAACAUCUGCACACAUCUUUCUGUAAGCUUGUGCAGAUACAACGAACAAGUAUCUUGUUUUUGUUUGCUUAUAUCUUCUCAUGGUUGUAAGCCAAUUGGUCCAGAGUAAAACAUAACCACGGGGCCUUUGUUUUUUCUUGAAUCAAAACUCGAACCUGCCAAAAUGUAUUUUUUAGUGUAUUUGUGCUUUCUUUGUAGAGUGUGAACAAGUAGCUAUCUAGUUAUAUGUAUGUUACUGUUAAAUGUUGAAGUUUUCAUAUAAUUAUGAUGUUAAAUGUUGCAUUUGUUAUUUUUUCUUAGCUUCAUUCCAAGGAAAGUGCCUAUUAUAUCAACAGUUACAAGAGAGGCACAUUUCUUUUGUAUCUUGAGAUAUGAAUGCUUAAUACAAUGCUUUUUCUGUUGUGUUGUGCCCACCUUUAGAAUGUUACUUAAAAGUGUUUACAUUUUUAGAGCCAUUUAUGCUGUCAUGCAAGUUAGAUCAAGUCGCACAGCCACCAUUGCAUGUUGUUUGACCUGUUAUCACCACACACUUUGUAAAGCCAUCUUCGAAGGUGUGUGUACAUAAACCGUUGAAAUAUUUCACUUCUUAUUCAUGAAAAAUGGUGACUGUCACUUUUCUUCUGGUCCCUCUCUUUUUGUAGUAUUGUUUUAUAAACUCUUUAUCAUCUUUGGACACAACACACCUUUGAUAAUACUGUAUUAAUAUGUUUUCCUGCUCUCCUUUUGACAUUUGAUACACUUCUACUUGUAACUGGAAACUUUGCUAUGAAGUUCAAUUGGUGUAUAAUAAUGUUAUGAUUGUUAAAUGUGUGGUCAGUGAAUUAGAGAUCUGGAAAAAAAUUUGCAUGAGAUUUUUGUCCAUUUUUUGAAUAGUGUCUAGAUGUUUGUUGUGCCAUUCUUGCAUUGUGUGCUUUGUUGACAGUAGCAAGAUGUGUGCACUCAAGAUCAUGCAAUAUUUGUUUGGAGGGGAACUCAGAGACAUUUUAUAUCAGGUAUUCUCUUUUUAAAAAAGCAAAGGAAAAAAAUUUAAAAAAAUCUGCUCACAGUUGAAGAGGUAGGGUGUAAUUGAAGGGGACCGUGCUAGGACAAUGAUACUGUCAUUUCUUAUCCUUGUUUCUCCCCUAAACCCCACCCCUGACACCCAAGUUAAGUAGAAAGUAAUGAAAGGAUCUAGCCUGCUGUGUAGCACAUGUGAUGCAUGUAAGACCAUUGCAUAUGCAACAUUCUUGUUUUCUGGUUAUUUAAUGUUACAGAGUUUGUGACACAUCACAAACAAGCUUUCAUAUCACUGCAUUUUUUAUUUUCUUGGCAUACCUCAGAACCUCCUUUUCUUAUCAACUUGAAAAAUGCUUCAAUACUUUUGGUUCCCUCCUUUUUUUUUUUUUUUUUUUGGUAACAUUGUUUAGCUUCUACCAAAUAAGAUGUCAGAGUAUGCAAUUUUCAUAAAUAUGCUCACCCCAGGCUGCACCCUACCCACCGUUUAUUUUAAAUGUUAUGACAACUUUUUGACAAUUUUGACUUUUCACAAUUUACUUCCAGUUUGAGAUUUGAUCUGAAUUAAUUUUUGGGGGAAGGGGCCUAAGCCCGUUCCUUCCCCUACCCAUUAAGUGCAUAAAACACCAAUGCUAAUAGAAUUGAUUUUUUUUUUCCCAACCAGUUGACUUUGAUAUUACUAUGUUCUUCAUGUUAUUAAUGAUAUGUAAUGCUUUGCCUUGUUAUAUUAGACUAGCAUGUUGUGUGGGUUUUAAAAAGGGGAGUUUUUCUGGUUUUUUCGUGUGUGUGGGUGUGUAUAAAAUUACUUUUAAAUGGAUUUGUUGAUAUUUUCUCUAUGUCUGUUACUCUAUUGUUUUUGUUGUUUUAAAAUUUAUUGCUUAGUUUUUUUUAAAGCGCCUUCUUGUUCUCAGUGUAAGGGUGAAUUCUCUCUUCAAUUAAAAUUAAAACUUGUUUCAUGGAAACAUUCCAGGACCAUUCACAUACAUGUUAAUCAUGUCCUCUUGGGUACUUUUUUCCCAGUAUUCAGUUGUCUAUUUCCAAAGUCGUAAAAGAUUAUUUGAGAACACUGGGUACAAAAGUGGUUCCAGUCAUUUGUUGUUAGCUCAGAAUAAGCUUUUAUUUAGAGACUUAAUUACAAUGACAUUGGUUAAUAUUUGCUUUUAAAGACUCAAGUCUCUGGGGGUACAUUAUUUCAAAUGAGGAAGGAUAGGAAACAAGCGAAGGCUUAAAAGUGUUUUAGAGUGAAAUAGAAUUAUGCCUUUGGCUUGGCAAAUAAAACACUUAUUCUGGUGCAGCUUAAUUUCAUAAGGAGGGUGGUUUUCUUUCAUAAAAAGGUGCAGUGUAGGAAAAAAAGAUUCUUUUUCUAACAAUUACAGUGAAGCAUCUACCAAGAAACUAUGUAACUUUGAAGAUAUAUUUUCCCAUCGAGUUUUUUUAAGCUGUUCAGGAAAGCUUUUGUUGAUCUAAUUUAAUUUUCUUCAUCUCAGCAUAAAGCAAUGAAUGACAGUUCGAGCUUUAUUUAACUGAAAGCACUUAAGGGUUUACUUAAAGUGUGCGUGAAAUGGUGACAAAAAUCAAGGUUAAAUUUAACAAAUGUUACAAACCUUAUCCCCAGGUUUUUUUGUUUUUUUUUGUUUGUUGUUUUUGGUGUGUGUGUGGGGGCUUUUCUAUGGUAGUGGUUUGAAGAGGACAUAAGAAAACCAACAUGCAUAUGUUAAACUGAUCUCAGAAUUAAUGACCUCAUUUUCAUUAAAACCAGAAUUAAAAAAAAAACCACUGGUUUCUCAGCUUGUUCAAAUACUUUCUAACAUUGGACUGUUCACAUAAAGCCUUUGUUUCCUUGACACUUGCUACCACCAUCACUCGUGCAGCUGUAUUCCAAGCCAGACGGUAUUGUUAUGGAACCAGCUUUUUGUAUCUUCAUUAAAAUCAACAGUAAAAGAAUUUUUUUAAUUUGGCCCAUUUAAAUACAUGUAAGCCUAUUCCUGACUAUGCUGAGCCAAAGUUUCACAUUUGUUUGGUCCUGGAAUGUUGCAUAUAAAGUGGACAAAAAAGGUGCAAGUACAACAUUGGUGAUACUGUAUUUUAAGGUAAUGUUUAGUGGGUGCUUAUGCAUUUUUUUUUUUAAACCCAAUGUUUUGCUGGUGGAGUAGGGGGUGGGGGGAGGAAAACACUGUUCCUUGCACAUACACUUUGUCUUGAGCUUGAUUUGUGCUUACAUGCUUUGUUGACUUGCUUGGCUUGCAUUCCAUCACUUUUUGUGUGUAACUUUGAAGAGAGACAUUGUACCAAACUUUUUUUUUUGUAAACUGACAUACAGGCAUCCAUCGCAGCACAGUUUCAGCCCACACAUUCCUUCUCACCUUUGCAACCCCACCCCAUUGAUAGCCAUUAUAUCAUUUUAGAUGGAUUUAAGCUGGGUUUGUAUGUUCAUCUCUAACAUUACUCAGUCUGUACUUUAUGAACGGCAGAUUACUGUUAAUCAUACCCUUUUAAGCAGUUCACUGUUGGCUACAGUAACCGCUGAUGCACAAAAACAGGGUAAUUAGCAGUUACAUGAAACUCAUGUCAUAUCAGCCUUUCUUUUCCAUACAGUACAGAGGACUUGCAGAAAAAAAAGCAAGCAUUCAGGACAGCAAGAGCACUUGUUUUUCUUUUUAAAAAUUUAAAAAAUGUGCAUAAUGCCUUUGGCCCCCCCCUUUUCCCUGUAAUUUAUUUUUCACAAUGUUUUCCCAUGUGUGCCUUCCUUGACCUGACUUGGUGCUGCUCUAACGGUGACAAUACCUUGCUGUUUUUGUAGUAACCACAAACAGUGGUCCAUGUCUCUACAACAGUGUAAACUUGCUGUCUGGGUUGGUGUUGAAAGCUGUGAAGUCUUGCAAGUGUAUCCACCAUGCUUCUGAUUAAUCAUGCUUCCUUAACCUGCUCAUCCAGAUUAUGGAGCCAUCAAAGAAAUGUUUGCUGAUUAUAUGGUGCUGACAUGUUUUUAUUUUUUAUUUAUUUUUAUUUUUGCACCCCAUUUCUUUCUGCAUGUGACUGAGAGCUUCCCAGGACUGUAUGUGUCUUGCACAAACUUCUAUAAGAUCUUUUUUCACAUAGCUCUGAACACGAGCAUGUGUACGAGUGUUGGUGCACGCGUACAUGCAUGGGUGCAUGCGCGCGUCUUCAGUUGCAAGUAUGAGCUUUUUUCUGCCUAUUUGGAGUAAAAGGAGCGAGUAUUGUUGUGCAAGGAACAGUGUUUUGAUAUGCGCAUAAUAGUUCUCUCCUGUAAUACUGUUAUUUAUCAUGUCAUCAAAUUCAUCCAAUUCCACAUUUUGGACCAGUACUGGAUGCCAGCUGUCUAUCGUAUCAGGAAAACUGUAUCUGUACACAUUCCACACCUCUUUUUUUUUAAAUUAGCACCUUUAUUAGACAGUUACCCUUUGUCUUAUUGUUGCAGUUGCCAACAUUUUUAUUUUCACAAAUCUCAAGUGUAAAACUUUAUACACUACUUCAGCUCUUUAAGGUACUAGGUAUUUUAUGCUUCACUUGCUGUCACAUUCAGUCUUUUUAAAUAAACACCAUGUAACUGCUGUCAGAUUUCCUCCCUUUAAAAUUCCUAACCAUUAUUUAUUCUCCCCUUCCCCCAACCCUAAAAAAGGGGGUUUGCGAUAUCAUGCAAGAUCUCAUCUUUUUUCUCAUUGCUGCCACUAUGUCCCAGUAGUAUGUAUGCACAUGUACUUCUGCUACACAGUACCGCAACUUUGUGAUGUUUUCCUGAAUGAUCUGACAAAGAUGCUUUGACUAAGAGAUCUAGAAAGAGUUUUAUCUGCACAACACUAUUUUCAUAUCUUUGUAUUUUCUGUAGUUACAUGAUUAUUUCGUGUCUGGCCCACGUCCUACUUUGUUACCUCCCAUUCCUGUAUUGCUAACUAUAUAUGAAACCAAAACAAUUGCAAUACAAAAUAUACUGAGAAAUUAGGUUGCCCUUUAGAGUGAAUUUGAUCUCUUUUUUUCGGUUAAAAUAUAUUGAUUUGAUUGAGGUUUCCAUGUUAAAUGUAUGCUUUGAAUGAUCCUUGGAUUGUCAAAAAUCAUUUUUAAUGUCUUUUUCCUCCCCUUCAUUGGUUCUGUAACUGAAUGGUAUUCAAUAAAGCAUUUUGUUUGCUUCUGA